AUGGAGACCCGGCUCAGACUUCUGACCCCCCACAACGGUAAGAGGCUCCAGCCCACCCUGGUGCUAGUGACUCUGAGCGCAGCCUUUGGCUUGGCCUUCCAGUAUAGUUACAACAUCGCCAAGGUCAACAUGCCCAACACAGUGGGCACAGGGUGGCAAUGUUUUCCAGGUCUUAAAGUCAUUAUGAGGUUUCAUUAUAAAACCUACUUGGAGAGACACAGAACAUUCAUGGACAGAUGGUCUUGCACUCUGUCCAUGUUUCCUCUCGGUGGCUUGCUGGGGUCGCUGAUAGUCGGCCUGCUGGUUGACAGGUGCAGCAGAAAGGGAGCCCCGCUGCUCAGCAAUGCCUCCGCCAUCAUCCCCACCGUCCUUAUGGGAGUCAGCAGAGUGGCCAAGGUUUUUGAGCUAAUCAGCUUUUCUCAAGUGAUGCUGGGAGUCUGUGCAGGCAUCUGGACCUCAUGCCUUCCCUUGCACCUGGGAGAGGUGGCUCCCAAGACCCUUAGGGGCACUCUGGGAACCAUGACGGAUCUUCUUAUCAUCUUGGGACUCUCCCUAGCACAGAUCUUCAGGCUGCAGGCCGUGUUGGGCAAGCCUACAGACCUCCCAGAAGGGGCUCCCACAGCCACAGCGCUGGGCCCGUGCAGCUCCCCACCUCAGCCUCUCGUGAGACGGCCCUCGGCGGCGCCCAAGCGGAGGACUGACCGCUUCCAGGAUGGGAGAGGCGCUCCGAGAGGCAGGCUCCGGUGGGACGGGAUGGAGGGGCUUUGGUGCUGGCGCAUCCGCGGCAGCUCAGGGGCGCGCGUGGCCGGUGAGCUGCAGUCAGCGGUCAGUGACGUGGAGGACCAUGCCGAGAAGGCCCAGGGCGGCCUGACUGCGCUCAACCUCUUUCUGUUUUGGCCUCUGCAACUCUCUGGGAUCAAGGCAAUGAGCCACGACGCAGACAUGAUCUACGUGUCCGCGGGCGUGGAGGCCACUCACCCCCAGUAUGUAACAGUGGGCAUUGCCAUGGUCAACACGGUGAUGACUGUCAUCUCGGGGAGUGACCCAGAAGCACCCCUCCCCUCACGGGUCUCCGAGCAGGGGCCCAGCAGGCACACAGGAACCCCGGGGGUUCGCGGAGAGUUGUCCGUGGAAACGUGGCUCGAAAGCCUCUGCCGGCUCUUUGUCCCCGGGUCACCCCGCAUGCCUCCCCCAUUCCGGGAGGCUGUCCUCACAGCCAGCCUAGCCCUGGCUGUGGGGAGCGGAGAUGGUGGUCUGCCAGCUCGCUUCGUUCACACUCAUUCAUUCAACACACAUUUACCAAGUGCCAACCUGGGCCACAGCCAGGCCGGGUUCCCAGAGAUGCUCAACCAGGAGAUGAGCCUCUGCAAAGAAGGAGCUCAUGCCAACCAGAACCCCCUGGGGACACCUCAGUUCACCACCAAACCUUUGACUCAUCUGCUUUAG
Messenger RNA from Zalophus californianus (California sea lion), 1446 nucleotides. RefSeq names its product solute carrier family 2 member 7 (gene SLC2A7). Gene Ontology annotation, molecular function: hexose transmembrane transporter activity. Gene Ontology annotation, cellular component: membrane. The record is from RefSeq and is a predicted model, not a curated record. NCBI's taxonomy places the organism in Eukaryota, Metazoa, Chordata, Mammalia, Carnivora, Otariidae. Gene Ontology annotation, biological process: monosaccharide transmembrane transport.